GGCACCAUGAGCGACCAAGAGAGCACCGAGGAGAUGUCGGCUGUGAAGCCCGACAAGGGCGAAGGCGAUGCCAGCAGCACGAGCAGUGCCGGCGGUGGGGAGGCCCAGGAGUCCCAGCCGUCCCCGCUGGCCCUGCUGGCUGCCACCUGCAGCCGCAUCGAGUCUCCCAAUGAGAAUUCCAACAGCUCCCAGGGCCAGCAGGGCGGGAGCGGCGAGCUGGACCUGAACGCGGCCGCCGCCCAGCUCACCCAGUCGGCCAACGGCUGGCAGAUCAUCUCGGCGGGCUCCAGCACCCCUACGGGCUCCAAGGAGCCGGGCAGCAACGGCAGCAAUGGCAGCGAGGCCUCCAAGAGCCGCCCGGUCAGCACCGGGCCCUACGUGGUCACCUCGGCGUCCGGCCUGCAGAACCAGCAGGUGCUCACGGGCCUGCCGGGCGUCAUCCCCAACAUCCAGUACCAGGUGAUCCCCCAGUUCCAGACCAUCGACGGGCAGCAGCUGCAGUUUGCCACCACCCCAGCGCAGGUGAACGUGCAGCAGGAUGCCUCGGGGCAGCUGCAGAUCAUCCCGGGCUCCAACCAGCAGAUCAUCACGAGCCGUGCGGGCGGCAGCAACCUCAUCGCCAUGCCCAACCUGCUGCAGCAGGCCGUGCCCAUCCAGGGCGUGGGGCUGGCCAACAACAGCCUCUCUGGGCAGACCCAGUACGUGGCCAACGUGCCCGUGGCCCUGAAUGGCAACAUCACCCUGCUGCCGGUCAACAGCGUGGCCGCCAGCCUGGCCCCCACGUCCCAGACGGGCACCCUGAGCAGCUCGGGCUCGCCGGACAGCAGCUCCCAGCCGGCCACCUCGGGGGCUGCCAGCAGCUCGGGCAGCACGGCCACGUCCCAGGCCAGCUCGGGCGCCUUCUUCACCAACGCCAACAGCUACUCCACCACCACCACCACCAGUAACGUGGGCGUCAUGAAUUUCUCCACCAGUGCCACGGUGGGCACCAACGUGCAGGCACAGACCACCCCCCAGAGGGCCAGCAGCGUCCCCAGCUCGGACUCUCUGCAGAGCCCGGUGUCCGGGGUGGCCCUGCAGCCGGGGCAGCAGAAGGAGGGGGAUCAGAGUCAGCAGUCCCAGCAGCAGCAGCAGCAGAUCCUGAUCCAGCCACAGCUGGUCCAGGGAGGGCAGACAAUCCAAGCCCUGCAGACCACCCCGCUGUCUGGCCAGACCUUUGCCACUCAAGCCAUCUCCCAAGACACCUUGCAGAACCUGCAGCUCCAAGCCGUGCCCAACUCGGGCCCCAUCAUCAUCCGCACGCCCACGGUGGGUCCCAACGGGCAGGUGAGCUGGCAAACGAUCCAGCUGCAGAACCUGCAGGUGCAGAACCCCCAGGCGCAGACAAUCACGCUGGCCCCCAUGCAGGGGGUGUCGCUGGGCCAGACGGGCAGCACCAGCACCACGCUGACCCCCAUCGCCUCCCUGCCCAGCGGCACCGUCACCGUCAACGCCGCCCAGCUCUCCUCCGUGCCGGGCCUCCAGACUAUUAACCUCAGUGCCUUGGGAGCGUCCGGGAUCCAGGUGCACCAGCUGCAGGGGCUGCCCCUGGCCAUCGCCAACGCGCCCGCUCAGCCCUUUCAGUCCUUGAUCGGCGGUGAAGAAUUCCCCGCCAGCGGUGGCGGCAGCAGCGCUGGGGCCUCCUGGCCCUGUCGCCAGCCCCGAGGACGUGACGCUGGCUCUGGCGCUGUGACACGGGGACAUUUGACAAGAAAAGCCAGAGCAGGGUUCAGAGUGGUUUUUGGGGAGCCCCCAGCUCGGUGGGAUGGUCCGGGAGGCUCCUGGGAUGAAAUGGCCAGGAUGAAUGGCCAGCUGUGGCCAGGACAGCACCUGGCACCCAUCCAGUGCAGGAUUUGGCUCCAGGCUGGAGGAGUUUUUUUCUGGCCGUGUCCCUCAGACGUGGCAAAGGGUCCCUUUGUCCCCCCCAGCCCCUCUCCAGGGGGUGCUGAGCUCCCCCCGGACCCACGUCCCUCCGGAUCCGAGCUCUCCGAUGGGAAUUUGAGGGAGGGGUUUGUUCCCAACACUUCCCAAACCCCUGAGUGGAUUCCAAGCCUCCACGUGUGCUGGAACUUUCUGCUCCAGGCAAGGAGUUGGGAGGGAUUUUUGGAGCAGGAAAAGCUGCUCUGCUUCCGAGGGGAGGCAGAUGGAAAAUGAACCUUGCUGGUUUUCCUUGGAUCCUGCUGCGUGUUCCGGGCUGGUGGGGAAGGAGGAGGUGCCCAGCCAGGGGUGUGGUGGCCCAGCUGCCACCUGGGCUGGCAGCACUGCGUGUCCUGCCCCUUGCAGAGCUCAGCUGGGGGGUUCUGUGUCUCCUCCUGUGCCCCAUGGAUGGGGGGCUGUGGCCCCCAGCCCCUGUGCUCUGCUGCCAAUGAGGUUUUCUCCUCUUUUUUGGCAGGGGAAAAAUCCCUCAGGGAGAAAACAACACCUGAAAAGGUCUCUAAAACUCAGAUUUCUUUUUUUUCCCGGGUGUGAUGCAGAGCCCAGUUCUCUGUGCAGCUCUGACUCAGUGUCUGU
Sturnus vulgaris (Common starling) is the source of this 2550-nucleotide messenger RNA. RefSeq names its product Sp1 transcription factor (gene SP1). The record is from RefSeq and is a predicted model, not a curated record. Gene Ontology annotation, biological process: regulation of transcription by RNA polymerase II. Gene Ontology annotation, molecular function: RNA polymerase II cis-regulatory region sequence-specific DNA binding; DNA-binding transcription factor activity, RNA polymerase II-specific. Lineage: Eukaryota; Metazoa; Chordata; Aves; Passeriformes; Sturnidae.